This is a messenger RNA of Rhizophagus irregularis DAOM 181602=DAOM 197198, 543 nucleotides long. RefSeq lists its product as uncharacterized. Lineage: Eukaryota; Fungi; Glomeromycota; Glomeromycetes; Glomerales; Glomeraceae. The record is from RefSeq and is a predicted model, not a curated record.
AUGAAGAGACUAUCGUGGAUUUCUAGUCUCGAUAAAGAUUCUUCAUCGUCAACAAUUCAAAAUUUGAACAAGUGCAAUACUGUACAUGGUACAAGAAUAUUGUUUACAAAUUAUCCGAAUUUAAACAACCAUUCUUCAUCGUCAAAAAUUCAACAAGUUGAUGAAGAAUUCUUUAUCGUCAACAAAUUCAACUACAAGAAUAUUGUCUGCAAAUUAUCUGCUCCAAAUUUAAAUAAAAUUCUUUAUCGUCAGCAGCAGUUCAACAAUUUGACGAAGAAUUCUUCAUCAUCGGCAAUUCUCACAUCUCGAUCGUCUUCCACAAAUUUCCUAUUAUUUUCAAGAAGUCAACCAAUUAAUGGUCUAAAACUUUAUACUACUUUAGCCACUGUUGAUUAUUUGAUGAUUUGGAUGGCCUUUGAAGAUGAAAAUCCAGAAUGCAUGUUACCUUAUUUUCAUCUACGAAUAAUAAAUAAAAGAACAGGACAUUUUGAGAUAAUCGCGAUGAUAUGUUUUGAGAUGAGACGAUGGAUAUUAAACAGAUGA